This is a messenger RNA of Histoplasma mississippiense, 2184 nucleotides long. RefSeq lists its product with no specific name. NCBI's taxonomy places the organism in Eukaryota, Fungi, Ascomycota, Eurotiomycetes, Onygenales, Ajellomycetaceae. The coding region runs from base 1 to 2184 and encodes 727 amino acids. The record is from RefSeq and is a predicted model, not a curated record. The transcript is spliced from 5 exons.
AUGAGCGCCAGCCGCCCCCGAUGGCCUCGAGCCACCCCUCCUGCAAUCCACCUCCACCUGCACACCCAGCAAUCCUGCCCUUCUGCGCGGCAAAACACAUCUGCUGGUGGUCUCCGCCCCUCUGUCCUGUCCUCAUCGCUACUAUUCCCUCCCAUUGUUUUAUCAACCGUCAUCAGCCCGGACCUCCACGGCGCCGUGAACAUGCCCAGGCGCCGUCGAGGCCGGCCGACCUCCAGCAGCGGCAGUGGCACGAUUGACCAGUUAUCCCCCUUCGCUACGGACAGCGAGUCCGAUCGAGGAUAUGGGACGGAGCUGACAGAGCCCGAUUCGGACGCACCUUGCGACAGACGGAAGGUCAAACGCAGGCGUCGACGAUUGCGCUACAAGCCCAACACACCGGUCCCCAAGGGCGCAGCUGUCUCUGUUACAGACGACUCCGACGAUGAUACGGACCCCGAGGAUGAUACGGACGACGAGAUAUUGUCGGAGGACGAGGAUGACGACUACGCCUUUGGCACCAGGAACAAUAUCGCUCGGCUGGAGGAUCACUGGCAGCGCCUUCGGCGGCUGGCCAAGAAGCACGGGCUGGAUACACAGGAGAAAGAGAAGGACCCCGCGUACGUCGAGGACACAUCUACGCUUCAGAAGACCGCCCUGCGGACGCAGGAGAAGAGAUUCUGGCUUGGGCUGCAGCGGAUGCAGAUCUGCCUCUACAACCUGCUCGGCCUCUUCACGCUGAACCGGAAAAGCGCCAUCCUCAACCUGCGAUUCAAGGACCUGCGGGUGUCGCUCCAGCGCGACCCCAGCGGGGGGCCUGACCUUCCGACGGUGGAAUUCAGCUACGAGUUUACGAAGAAGCACCUCGGCCUCACACAGACGAACACGUUCACCCUGCCGGAGAUCAUCUACGAGCCGUCUCUGAUCCUCAGUCCGCAUAUUUUUCUCUUCGGAAUCCUGUUCUUCUUCGAAGCGUUCAGUCCUCCCAGUCUAACCUCGAUGGCCAAGCUCAGAGGACUGAAGAUCGGGGGCGGCCGACAGCAGCUGCUGAUCCCGCUGAAGCCAGAGAUGGCCAAUCACUAUGUCUUCUGCAAAGUGGCGAAGGUAAACGGCGAGAUCCGCAUCUUCCCUCAAGAAAUGAUGGACCCUUCGUCCUCCGUCCGUACGAUAGCCGAGAUCGCCGGUUUUCUGCACUCCUGGUUCAACCAUCGCUGCCGGUAUGGCGGGGGUCUGAUCCUCAACAAGAGUGGAUUGGUCGGCGAUGCCGAGCAGAACCUAGUCCUCAAGCAUGCCAAUAUCCGCACGUUUCUGGAACACUAUAUUCCACGCAAUGUGUGCCUCAAUAUGCAGGCACUGAUCAGCGGCUUGGACCCCAAUUCCCCUCUGAUGCGAGCCAUCACGCGGAUCGGCCGCUUUCUCGACAAACGGCGUCCACGACAUCUGACGGAUGCGCAGAAGGCGAUCGUGGAACAGGACCCAGAGCUGCAGGAAGCCAUCCAAAAGCGAGACCGGGUCGAACGACGUGCCGCCCAAACCAACGAUCCCGUGACAAUUGAGAAGCUUGGGAAGCUAAGGGCCGAUGUCGAGAAGACAAGAAGGCGGCUUCUCUAUAAGUACCGGAAACGGGUUCGGGAGGAGUUCGACGACGAGCAAGCGGUGAUCGACAUCGAACGGCAGCUCUCCGGCGAGGCGGUGGACGAGGAGGCAAAGGAGACGCUGCGGGAUGAACAGUUGCUCCCCCAGAUGAUCUAUCUUUUCUCAAAGCUCCUGACAUGGCCGACAUCUAGAUCGGUGGAGGUGGAGUUGCGGCGACGGGAUGCCGGUGCUGAUGCCGUUCAGAUGUACUGUGGUGUCCUCGAGGGUGGGCCGCGCCGAGGACGGAGACCAAAGGCCCCCCCACCGCCGCCGCCACACCCCCCGCAGGCACCCGAUGGCACCGACGAUGGGAAUGAUGCUCACGGUCGUCGGAUCACCGGCGCAUUCAUCGAUACUCGCGGCCUGCGGACCUGGGCCGCCAUUUCCGGUAUGAGCACCUCCGGCAUCUCAAGGACGGGGAGCCGGCGUGGUGCAGCUGGUGCCAGAUCAAACUGGAACACAAGAUGCACGUGCAGAGCCAUGCGAAGUUGGUCCACCGAGUGCAUACAUAGGCCGCAAGUGAGGGAGGACCCGGGGGCUGUUGUAUUCUGA